This is a messenger RNA of Humulus lupulus (European hop), 1567 nucleotides long. RefSeq names its product serine/threonine-protein phosphatase PP1-like. Gene Ontology annotation, molecular function: protein serine/threonine phosphatase activity. The record is from RefSeq and is a predicted model, not a curated record. The transcript has 3 exons. Lineage: Eukaryota; Viridiplantae; Streptophyta; Magnoliopsida; Rosales; Cannabaceae. Bases 283 to 1191 code for a protein of 302 amino acids. Gene Ontology annotation, cellular component: nucleus; cytoplasm.
UUGAUUAGAAUUAAAAAAAAUAAAAAAUAAAAAAAGAGUGUCACCAUCCCUUCUGCAGAAAAACUAAAUUUCAACCAUUGCUUGCAAAAUAUUUUCUUUUUUUCCUUCUUUUACGGAGAGAAGCUAAAUUAUAUCCAUUAUUUCUCUCUCAUGUCUUUCAUUUCUGCAUUUUUUCACCUUUACUGGCUAUAUCUCUUAAAGCUUUGAUUUGUUAUAUAUACAAAGAGAGGAGGAAAAGAGGUCAUAAUCUGGGGUGGGGGUGGGGGUAGGGGUGGGGGAUCUAUGGAAGGAUUGGAUGGGUUGAUAGAAAGAUUAUUGGAAGGAAGGAAGAAUAGAGGGAAACGGAUUCAGCUGAUCGAGUCCGAAAUCAGACAGCUUUGCAUCAAAGCCAAAGAGGUCUUCCUCAGCCAGCCUGUACUUCUCCAAUUAGAAGCUCCGAUCAACAUUUGCGGAGACACACACGGCCAAUAUCCAGAUCUCCUACGGCUAUUUGAGUACGGAGGGUUCCCACCAGACUCCAAUUACGUGUUCCUAGGAGACUACGUGGACAGAGGGAAACAGAGCAUAGAGACAAUAUGUCUCUUGCUGGCUUACAAGGUCAAAUUUCCGGACAAGUUGUUCUUGUUGAGAGGGAACCACGAGUGCGCUUCUAUCAACAGAAUCUACGGAUUCUAUGACGAGUGCAAGCGUCGGUUCAGCGUCCGCUUAUGGAAAAUGUACACCGAUUGCUUCAACUGCUUACCCGUGGCCGCCGUCGUGGACGACAAGAUUCUCUGCAUGCAUGGCGGCCUCUCGCCGGAUCUUGAUAGUUUGGAUCAAAUCAGAGCCAUUGAGAGGCCGAUAGACGUCCCGGAUCAAGGGCUCCUUUGUGACCUUCUUUGGGCUGAUCCUGAUAGGGAUAUCAAAGGGUGGGGUGAGAACGAUAGGGGUGUGUCCUACACCUUUGGGGCCGACAAAGUGGCCGAUUUCUUGAAGAAGCAAGAGCUUGAUCUCAUUUGCCGGGCUCACCAGGUGGUUGAAGACGGAUACGAAUUCUUCGCAGACAGGCAGCUGGUGACAAUAUUCUCAGCACCCAACUAUUGUGGAGAGUUCAACAAUGCAGGCGCCCUUAUGAAUGUCGACUCAAGUUUGCUAUGUUCAUUUCAGAUACUCAAACCCUGGAAAGGGAAAAACCCUCAGCAUGAUUCAUGAAUAUCCGACGCUAGCUACAACAAAAAUAUUUCAUAUAGAAUGACUUGUUUGGUAAUAUUUUCAUGUUAUGUUUCUCCCAUUUAUACAGGCGAUAGAUAUGGUGAAUGUCACCAUUAUGUUCUCUAGUAUAUUGAAUCGAUCUUCACCGCUCAAUUUACUUAGUAAAUUUUUUUACAUAUAUUACCAAAAAGUAUACUUAAGUGCGGAAUUGGUCAAUUAGAACGAAUUAGUGUAACAUUCAACUACAAGGAAAUAGUUUUGUUAUGUGUUAUAGGACAGGUUGUUUUAUGCUGAAAACCAUUGAUCUUUCUCAAUUGUAGAUAAUUCUUGAAACUACAAGAGAAGCUUUGUAUAUAUAUAUGAUGUUCCUUGCUCA